Messenger RNA from Macrosiphum euphorbiae (potato aphid), 1413 nucleotides. Lineage: Eukaryota; Metazoa; Arthropoda; Insecta; Hemiptera; Aphididae. The record is from the annotation of a GenBank genome assembly.
AUGGAUAAACCCUUAAUAGGAAGUGGCCAAAUCAAUUACCUAACGAUGACAAGUGGAGAUGAUGGAAUAAUAAAAGGCGGCCCGGCGACUUCUUCGUGGACAUGCAAGAUCCAUCCUUUGUUCAACGCCGUCACGUCGGUCGCGUGCGUGGUGAUGACGUGGGGCUUGAUGUAUUUCUUCUUCGGCAUGACCCCUGGCUCUGACCUGGCCUCGGUCGUGUUGCUCAUCUCGUGCUCGUGGGCAUGUGGCAAGAUCGCAGACAUGAUGUACCUGCCGCCACUACUCGGCAUGCUGCUUGCCGGACUUGUCCUCCGCAAUUCCGGUCACUACGACGUGGAUCAAAACGUCUUCCAGCCGUAUAUCAUUAAUUUAAGGGAAGUGGCGCUCACUGUGUUGUUGGUGGCUUCCGGUCUCAGCCUUGACCCAGCCAUGUUGAAAAAGCUCAGUCUCGUCGUCACACAACUGGCCAUACUGCCGUGCAUAACCGAAACGAUUGCCGCAGCCGUGGUUACGCACUACCUACUUGGACUGCCGUGGAUCUGGGGACUAUUACUCGGGUCCAUUUUGAGUCCGGUGAGCUCGGCGGUUAUCCUUCCAGCACUGUUGGACUUCAAACAAAAGGGUCUAGGCGAGGAUAAAGGGAUCAUAACACUGGUGAUGGCCGCAUGCAGUUUCGACGACAUAUUUUGCAUUUCCGCAUUCGGAGUGUUUCUCAGUAUCAUAUUUUCUGAGGGUAGUUGGCAGACGAAUGCCAUGCGAGGACCCAUCGAAGUAGCCAUCGGAAUCUGUGUAGGCAUCGUUUGGGGUAUAAUCACCGGUUUCAUCCCGCACAAAUGCGAAACAAGUCUGACCCUGAAACGGACGUACAUAAUAACGGCCGGAGGAGUAUUGCUCACGUUUGCGUCAAAAAUGAUCGACAUACCGGGAGCCGGUCCUCUGGCGAUCAUGACGGCGGCGUUUGUCUCGGCAAUCUGCUGGAAAAAAAACGAUUGUUUUAGCGAUAACGUGGAAAUGGCGACGAACAACGUGUGGGACUUUUUGGAGCCUAUGCUGUUCGCCUCGAUCGGCACGGAAAUUGACUUGAGCAGCAUAAGACCGACGUUAAUCACGUCGGCGACCGUCCUGUUGAUCAUCACGUCAUUGGUAAGAGUGGCCACUUGUUUCUUCGUCUUAAAGGAUACAAAUUUCAAUUUACGCGAGAAAAUAUUUGUUAAUAUUGCGUGGUUACCAAAAGCAACAGUUCAAGCAGCGAUUGGGCCAAUCGCAUUGGAUAUGGCACGCAGUCGUGAUGAACGCUUAAUCCCAUAUGCAUCUGAUGUAUUGGCUAUCAGUGUGUUAGCAAUAUUGAUCACUGCACCGAUAGGAGCAAUUGCCAUGACACUACGAGGAGAAUACUUGUUGAAGAAAUAUUGA